This is a messenger RNA of Myotis brandtii (Brandt's bat), 2736 nucleotides long. It is a transcript of the gene CEP63, whose product is annotated as centrosomal protein 63kDa. NCBI's taxonomy places the organism in Eukaryota, Metazoa, Chordata, Mammalia, Chiroptera, Vespertilionidae. Gene Ontology annotation, biological process: de novo centriole assembly involved in multi-ciliated epithelial cell differentiation; centriole replication. The transcript has 15 exons. Gene Ontology annotation, cellular component: centriole. The coding region runs from base 408 to 2516 and encodes 702 amino acids. The record is from RefSeq and is a predicted model, not a curated record.
CUUCUGCAAGCCCCCGGCAGAGCACAGCGCCCCCUCCUGUGCAGCUCCCAGCUCCCAGCGCGCACUGAGUGGUCCCCGAUUGGGAGCUGGUCACACCGCAGGUUCCACGCUCUUCCGAGACACGCGGUGAGUGCGUUAGCCGGGGUAGGGGCACGUUUUAUCCAUCUCUGUGUUUUAUAAAUACUUAGUGACAAGAUCAAAGCAAGAAGGGCUUUUCCCUCGCUAGAAAUGACCCUCGCAGGCCACCACCAUCCGUACGGCUGUGUGGGGCCGCCCACAGCACCCACUUCCGGCUUUGGGCUGGAUAGACCAAAAGUGGAGGCGGGGGAGGUACAGGUCCCGGCCCACCACGCAAGCCCCUUUCUACCCGACCUGGCCAGCGUUGCCAAAACAAAGGGGAUUUGGCGAUGGAGGCUUUGUUGGAAGGAAUACAAAAUAGGGGGCAUGAUGGGGGAUUUUUGACAUCCUGUGAAGCAGAACUGCAGGAGCUCAUGAAACAGAUUGACAUAAUGGUGGCUCAUAAAAAGUCUGAAUGGGAAGGGCAGACACAUGCUUUAGAAACGUGCUUGGACAUCCGUGAGCAGGAACUUAAGUCUCUUAGGAGUCAGUUGGAUAUGAAACACAAAGAGGUUGGAAUGUUGCGUCAACAGGUAGAAGAAAAUGAAAAAGUCAAGCAGGAGAUGGCCAUGGACUAUAAGCAGGAGUUAAAGAAACUACAAGAAGAAUUAGGCAGACUGAAGAGAAGUUAUGAAAAACUACAGAAAAAGCAAAUAAGGGACUUCAGAGGCAAUACCAAUAAUCACAGGGAAGAUCGAUCUGAAAUUGAGAGGUUAACCGGAAAAAUAGAGGAAUUUCGUCAAAAAUCAUUGGACUGGGAGAAGCAACGUUUGAUUUAUCAGCAACAGGUAUCGUCUCUGGAGGCUCAAAGGAAAGCUCUGGCUGAACAAUCAGAGAUCAUUCAGGCUCAGCUUGCCAACCGGAAACAGAAAUUAGAGUCUGUGGAGCUGUCCCGCCAGUCAGAAAUUCAGCACCUGAGCAGUAAGCUCGAGCGGGCCAAUGACACCAUCUGUGCCAAUGAGAUGGAAAUAGAGCGCCUCACCAUGAGGGUCAAUGACUUGGUUGGAACCAAUAUGACUGUUGUACAAGAGCAGCGGCAAAAAGAAGAAAAAUUGAGGGAAUCUGAAAAAUUGUUAGAGGUUCUGCAGGAAGAAAAGAGACAGUUGAAGGCAACUCUUCAUUCUCAAGAAAAUGUCAUCCAUGAGACAAAAAUGCAAAAGGAGACUCUACAAGCAAAAUUAAGGGCAACCGACAUUCAACACACAGUAGAGGUCAUAAGGUCACUGGAGGAGUCUCAGACUGAAAGGCAGUACACCACGCACGAUCAGGACUUAGACAACGUGCUCUCCCAGCUGGAUUUGACCCACACCAGUGAGGAGCUUCUGCAGGCAGAGGUGACUCGUCUGGAAAGCAGCUUGGAAUCUGUGAGUACAACAUGUAAACAGCUGAGCCAAGAACUAAUGGAAAAAUAUGAAGAAUUGAAGAAGAUGGAAGUACAUAACAAUGAGUACAGGGCAGAGAUUAAGAAGUUGAAAGAACAGAUUUUGCAGGCUGACCAGAGUUACAAUUCUGCACUCGAAGGAAUGAAGAUGGAAAUCUCCCAGUUAACUCGGGAGUUACAUCAGCGAGAUGUCACUAUUGCUUCUGCCAAAAGUUCUUCCUCCGACAUGGAAAAGCGACUCAAAGCAGAGAUACAAAAGGCAGAAGAGCAAGCAGUAGAGCACAAGGAGAUUUUGAAUCAGCUGGAGUCACUCAAGUUAGAAAAUCGUCAUCUUUCUGAAAUGGUGAUGAAACUGGAAGUGGGUUUGCAUGAGGCAAAAGGGAUUUCACUAGCAGACCUCCAGGAGAAUUAUAUUGAGGCAUUAAAUAAAUUGGUGUCUGAAAAUCAGCAACUACAGAAAGAUUUGAUGGAUACCCAAUCUAAGCUGGAGAUUUCUACUCAGAUGUGCCAAAAAAACCAUGACAUGCUUUUAAAACCGACACACAGCAGAACACCUGGGUUCAAGAAUACAGAGUUCAAGCCAUCCCAUGGCCAGCACAGGCAUGAUGGAAUGAACACUGAGCACUACAAAGCAGGUCUUCAUUCUGCACGAGGACACGCGCCAGAUAGGGUAGAGCCCGUGGCCAGGGCCCUCAGCUCUGUGAGCUCUCACCUGAGCCCUUCCAGCUCCUUCAGCUCUGUGCCUUCCAACUUUCUGUACAAAGCCCACUCGUUGCCUUCAGUGCUAGAUCCAAGUGAAGUCCUUUUUUCUGACACUAUCUCUGAGAGUGUAAAUGACCGAGAGGCGUCUAUGUGUUCGUGUACCUCGCCUGUGUCUCCCCUGGGUUCAAUAGCUACAAGGUUUUUGGAGGAGGAGGAACUUCGGUCUCAUCAUAUACUCGAGCGUCUGGACGCCCACAUUGAGGAACUGAAAAGAGAGAGUGAAAAGACAGUGAGACAAUUCACAACCUUAAAGUAGCUUCUUCAGGAAAAUCACAAACUUGGAAAUAAAAACAGACACACAAGAGUUACUGUCAUCUGAAGUAGUAGCUCUUAAAACAUGGAGAUAUAAAAAUCAUAGCGCUGUUGUGAAGAGAUCUGAAAGACGGAUCCUUCUCCAAGGCAUUUCCACCGCAUGGUCUGUUUUGAAGGACCUUUCCCAGCAACUAACUUUUGUAAGAAUAAACCACUUUGCUAGA